Molecule: messenger RNA, 884 nt
Organism: Amoebophrya sp. A25
Lineage: Eukaryota; Dinophyceae; Syndiniales; Amoebophryaceae
Source: the annotation of a GenBank genome assembly
CUCGGUUAUCAACGGGACAAGAAGUCAAGAUGGCGAAGACGACGCGACACCGAGGAACAAAAAACAUUACGUCGGGGAUAAAUCCGUUUAUGUUUAUCAUUGGAGAAACUCCUUGCAGGCAAAGAACAAUAUUCUGUAGUUUUCUGGCUGAUGCCGAAACGAGCCCAUGUGAUUAGCAGUGAGUAGACGAUACUAGUAGAUUGCGUUUCCACAUUCGUGUUGAGUUGUAUCAUAUAUUGCAUUUUUACUGUCUCUUAGGAAACUGCACGACUCGGCGCCGAAGUCGAAGAAACUCAAAUCACACAGAGCUCGGCAAUGAAAUACCAAUGCUAAUAGAAGGGGGACAGCGACAUGGAGCAUGCAGUUUGUGAUGGGAGCGCUGCAGCUUCACACAAGGUAGGUUUGGUGUCUUCCCGUGUCGAUUCUAGCGGCGGGAAAACUGAUAGCAACGCUGACAGUGGACGCGGGCGCACACUCGCGGAGGGCAGUUACAACUUCAACCAGAGAUCUGCGGCAGACGGGAGAAAGGAAAAGACGAAAUCGAUGGAUAUACUGGCAAGCGCAAACGUGAUGAUGUCGUCAUCCAUAGCAUCUGCGGCAUCAGGAGAUGUGAUAGCUCAGCCAGAGCAGAAAUCGGCAUCAUCGGUAACUCGCGAUUCUCGUGUCUCUGCUCGUGACCCUCGUCGCCGACGCUCGAAGGAGCCGUUCUCUCUGAGUAAGCAACUGAGCAACGACAGAACAAAUGGAUCUUCCGGAACAAGACAUGACCACAUUUAUGAAGACCGAAGGGGAAGCUACGCUCUCUUCGAUGUGAUACCCGGAAGCAACAGAGGCGGAGAAAAGCGGUCUUUUACCAACGCUCCAUCUUCUUUACCGCCUUCAUG